Anoplophora glabripennis (Asian longhorned beetle) is the source of this 2171-nucleotide messenger RNA. Its product is annotated as somatostatin receptor type 5-like. Gene Ontology annotation, molecular function: neuropeptide Y receptor activity. Gene Ontology annotation, cellular component: membrane. The transcript is spliced from 4 exons. The record is from RefSeq and is a predicted model, not a curated record. NCBI's taxonomy places the organism in Eukaryota, Metazoa, Arthropoda, Insecta, Coleoptera, Cerambycidae. Gene Ontology annotation, biological process: G protein-coupled receptor signaling pathway. The coding region runs from base 342 to 1670 and encodes 442 amino acids.
ACAUCCGAACGCCGAGGUCCUGCGACGCCCUGUAAGUUUACAGUUGCAGCGGGAAAACUGAUGAAGCGAAAGCGUUAUCAGUAGCGGGACGAACUGAAAGCGCUCCGCAGGUUGACGUUCAUUUGUUUCGUUCGGCGCGGCACUCUACUCGUUAUGGGUCCGUUUUGUUGUUCGCAGUGAAGAAGGCUGGUUGGUGUUCGAAAUAAUCCCACGUGUGAGAUGGUGUUACGCGAUACCAUGGAACUGUUGUCGAUUUAAUUGAACAUGUGCGAUUUUGUGUAAAACAGAUAUAGCACGAGCAGCGAUUUUCCGUGACCAGAGUCAACUUUGAUGGAUCCACGAUGAAAAACGAAUCAGGGGAGGACUUUUCAUGGAAUUCUUCUUAUGUUUACGGAGUAGACAACGAGAGCGGCUGGGGAGACAGAUAUUUUUUCACAUAUUACUCUGAAUUUGACGGGAAAUCACCACUGUUCGCCGCGAUAGAGGUCUCGAUAUUUGCCUUCAUUUUCGUCGUAUCCGUUGUGGCCAAUGCAUCGAUUGUAGUUUGUGUAUUUAGGUACCCUGAUAUGCGGACGGUGACAAACUGCUUCGUUUUGAAUUUGGCAGCUGCGGAUUUGUUGUUUGCGCUGACCAUACCGGCCGUAGCCUACACGAGGAUAGUUGUGUCCUGGCAGCUGGGGGACGUAACCUGCAGGAUAAUUCCUUACAUUCAAUUUGUUUCAGGCAUCGUCCUGUUAUGGACUCUCGCCUUGAUCAGUAUUGACCGCCACCGCUGCAUCGUCGUACCCCCUUACCGAUCAAAGAUGACUCCCCACCAAGCAACCCUCUCAUCGUUACUAAUCUGGAUCUCCACCGCCAUCAUCUUCAUUCCAGUGGCACUCUGGUUCCGCCAAAUCCGAUCAGUAAACAAUGUACCAGUUUGCACAAUGAUAUUUCCAAAGUCAAACACCAUUCACUACUCUAUUUGUUUCGUGGUACCAGUUGUUCUUUUCGCGUGUCUGCUACCUAUGGGACUGCUGGUGUAUCACUACCAGAAAAUAUUCCAGAAGAUUCUAUCCACGAAAAACGCUUGGGCCACUUCAUGUGUCAUGAUCAGUGCAGUGGACAUCAAAGGUUGCAACAGAGCACAAGUCAGACGUCAGAGCGAACUCAGCUUAUCCGACAUAUUUGUACCUUGGCCAAGGAAAUUUUCAGCGCAGUUCGCGACGUCUCCGAAUGGAAAUAACGUGGGUAGACACGGAUCUCUGUCGCACCACGAAGAAAUCAGACUGAAUAAGCACAUCAAAGUAGUGCGAGUGCUUUUUUUAAACGUCGUGGUGGUUCUGGUGAUGUGGCUGCCCAUAACAGUUAUCAUGCUUCUUAUUUACAUAGACGGAAGACGAGCCAAUGAGGAUAAGAACUACUUUCUGAAAUCUCGCCAUUUCAUCGUAGCUUUAAGUAUUGCUCUGCUGAACACCGUAGUGAAUCCUUUGCUUUAUGGUUUGCUCUCUGACAGUUUUAGGACUUGCCUUACGCGCAUUUGGUGUUGCAGGAGCACCUGCAAAUUGGAUAUCCAAGACGCCGCGACGCCGUCAAGUGGUAAAUUCAACUGUUCUGGGAAAACCGUCAAAAAGCAAAGCAUCGUUAAUUCAGUAAGCGAGAAGAGCGAGAAUCAUAACGAAACUGUGUAAACGGGUGACUAAAAUAUGAGUAAAAUAGAAAUGGUGUACAAAGGAACAUUUUCCGGAUUAUAAAAUAUUAAAUUUAUAAAAACUUCCAUCUUCUCUACGAUAGGUAGAGAAAACGCCAAUCAACGUUUCUACCUAUUUGAUUUAUUUGAGAAGGGAGUACAGACGCAUUCUUUUGGUUUCGCUGAAAGCCAUUAAAACAUGUUGAAGACGAAGAAUAAAGUACUAUGGACCAAUCAACUUAAUUUUACGUUUCCUAGACAUUCCAAGACGAAGCACUGUUUUGAAGAACUUACUCGUUGGUUACUAAUAUACCAAUAUAUGUAGAUAGUUAAAUUAUUGUCAAAACUAAAUGUAUUCUAAAAUGUAAAGCGUAAUACAAUAGUAUUCGAAAGAAUAAGACUUUUUUACAUUUUUUUUUAACGUUAUUAUUUGCCCUGAUGUAUAACUUGUAUGGCUGUUCAUGUAAAUAUACUUAUUAUCCUAUAUACAAUGUUCAAAUAU